Messenger RNA from Ostrea edulis (European flat oyster), 1879 nucleotides. RefSeq names its product XK-related protein 6-like. Gene Ontology annotation, cellular component: plasma membrane. Gene Ontology annotation, biological process: phosphatidylserine exposure on apoptotic cell surface; engulfment of apoptotic cell; apoptotic process involved in development. Bases 3 to 1664 code for a protein of 553 amino acids. The record is from RefSeq and is a predicted model, not a curated record. The transcript has 3 exons. Lineage: Eukaryota; Metazoa; Mollusca; Bivalvia; Ostreida; Ostreidae.
GUAUGCUAUACAUUCCUCGGUUUAAAGGUCAGAUAUACAGUAUGUUAUUUAAUCAUAGUCUAUUCGCAGUAAGGCUGUGUAAAAGCGAAACAAGACGUGGGGGUAUUUCUUUGAGUUUCAGAACGAAACAAAUAUUUAAUUUCCUGGAACACUUAAUUCUUUCUUCGAGACGUCAUACAUUUCGAUGCUUGGAAGGCAAAACAAUGAAGGAAUUGACAUCUGCGAAGAAAAGGGAAUCUGAAGAUGAAGUGGACAAUAUGGUUGGUUUCCGUGGAAACCAGAAGAGUCAAGAGAAAGAAAAUUUGAUGGAAUGUGAAGGAAAUCAGCACGGGGACUUCACAGAUGGAGGCGAGACUGGUGAGAAUGAUGAGGGUUUGAGAAUAUCAAACGAAGUCGAUGACGAUGGCACACACCGAAGGGUACUUAGAAAUAUGGUAGGGACAAGAGAUGAAAAUGUCGAAGUUAUCAUUGAUGAUUCGGAUGAGAAGAACAUAGUCGUGAAUGACAGAGGUGACGAACGCCAACUAUAUCCGUUUUCUAUGCUGGAUUGUCUGGGUGUUAUAGCUUCCAUAAUAGUCUUUUUCUUUGACGUGGUUACCGAUAUACUCCUCUCCAUUGAAUACAAAGACCACGGGUGGACUGUAGAGUGUGCGCUGACGUCAUCGGUAGUGAUCGCAUCUUUUCUGGUAGCUGGAACUCUGAGUACAAUUUGGUACUUGCAGGACGAAAGCGGAAACAAGGGAACAGUGAAGAACAUUUUGUUUCUCAUCGUGGCCUUUCCAUUUGCUACCAUUAUCAGAAAUUUCUCUUACUUUAGACACGGCUGUUUGAGUCGCGUGGCUACUGAGGAUAGGAAAAACACACACUAUAAAGAAAUGAUUAAGAACGAUUCAGAUGCCAGUUUAUUACGGAUGUUUGACGCCUUCGUUGAAUCCGCUCCUCAAUUGAUCAUCCAAAUUUACAUGGUCAUGCAUGAUACUCACCAAGAAGCAAUUCAUUUAGAGUUACUACGAUCCGUUACCAUAGCAUCGUCUUUAGCAGGACUGGCGUGGUCAGUAACGGGAUAUAACAGAGCACUCCGUAUCUUUACCGCCACUUCCAGUCUGCAGGCUAACACGAUCUGUGGAGCUAUGGGCUACUUCCUGUGGAGGGUGUUUGAGAUUGGCCCGAGAAUCACGGCGAUUGUCAUGCUGAUCUCAAUAGAUAGCCAUGGAUUUUACAUUAUUUUUGGAUCAAUAUUUCAUUGGAUGGUGAUGAUAACGGUCGCAUUUUUCAAAAAUGUAAAAGUUUACCGUAACAAAUUGCACAACAUUUUAUUCAUUGUGUUCAUAAGUUUUGUGCAAAUCAUAUCAUACAUGAACUUGAGUCGGGGUAAAUCCCGACUUCUUGCCAUAGCGUAUUACUCGUUGUUUUACGUGGAGAACGCGGUGAUGGUGGCGCUGUUUGUGUUUUUGGGUGACGUAGACACAUCCGGUUGGGUUUUUAUUGUCGUUGUAUCGGUGGCGUCCUCUGGGAUUGUGUUCAGUACCCUUUUUAUGGUGAUGUACUAUGUUCUGUGUCAUCCAAAAGUAUCACGUGAUACAUUAUGUAUUAAAAUGGAGAUGGAGAGGAAAGAUGAAGAGAAUUCAGAGAGACCGGGGAGGAAGAUUUUGGAGACAGGAUAAGAUUUCUAAUUUCGUUAUACAUUAAACUUCACAACUGUAUUUUCCAAUUUAUUCGAAAUACAUAGAUCAUCGAUGGACGUGAAUAUUUAAUUAUUUAUGUGGUGGACCCAAGAUGUCAAAUAUUUGUCUCCUGUGAAAUUGUGGUCGAGGAAUAUCAAGUCCGUAAAACAGGGGGCCCUUCACACAUCGGGAAUAUUAAAGCUGUAUGGUUCGAC